AUGAGAGUGGAGUAAUGACUGACUUCUGCUUUUCAGGCCUUAAGUACCUCAACCCUGGUGAAGACAGACACUACAGAACUGACCCUGAGCUGAGCAGCCUGCAGAGAAGAGAGAGAGUUGAUUUAUCUAUUUAUUGAACUUUUAUUGUACCAUUUGAGUCUCUGACAUUUAGGGUAAAGAUGGUGACCUGUGGAACUCUGAAGAUCUGGACAUUAGCCGUCGUCAUAGCAGCACUGUGCUGUACUGGGACAGUAGAUGGAGAAAAGCUGGUGUCGUGCUGUAAGACAGUGUCUAGGACAGAGGUGACCGAUCCCAUCACAGGCUACUGGAUUCAGAACUAUAACGCUCCUUGUGUACGGGCCGUCAUCUUUGAGACGGAGAAGGGUCUGUUCUGUAGUUACCAUAGACAACCCUGGGUACGCCGCAAGAUUCAGCAGUUUGAAAUGGCCCGUCUGAGCUCAACAUUUCUCUCCUCUCCAACCUCUCUCACCUCCACCUCCACCCCUACCACAACCUCCUUACCCUCCUCUCCACCCUCCAUCAACUCCUCUCCUCCCUCUCUCACUUCCACUCCUACCUUCUUACCCUCCUCUCCUCUUUCUGUUUUCUCCUCUCUUUUCCCUCUUUCCUCCUCUUCUGCAUCCGUACCUUCCUCUCCUCCCUCUCUCUCCUCCUCUCCUUCCUAUCUCCUCUCCUCUCUUUUCCCUGCCUCCUCCUCUCCUCCCUCUAUCUCUUCCUCUCCUCCCUCUCUCUCCUCCUCCCGUCAUCGGGAAUCGACCAAGAAUGCCUCAACUCAACAGUCAACAUCCAACCAGUAGAAUCACUGCCAAGCUGAAGCUCCUCUGAUGUUCCACUUUUUCAUAUCUAUAAAGCAGACAUUCAAUAUGCAUAUUACAUUCAUAUUGAAUAUCUUAUUCAUAUUGAUGUUUUUCAUAGUCUGAUUAUCUAGUUAUACUUGAACUCAGUUGCCAUAAUCAUGUUCAAUGGGUUGUUCGAGUUAUUUAUGAAUUAUAUUUAAGACCAGUAUCGUAUGUGUUCAUUUUUUUAAUUUAUUCAAGUACUUAUGGGGACUUGUAGUACCUUUUUGAUGUUUAGAUGAAUAGGUUCCUAUUUGGCUGUUUGUAAUUCAUCAUGUCAAUGAGUUAUCAAUGUUAUUUAAUAAAUGUAUUUAUUUAUUAAGUACUUAUACA
This is a messenger RNA of Salmo salar (Atlantic salmon), 1190 nucleotides long. RefSeq lists its product as uncharacterized. The record is from RefSeq and is a predicted model, not a curated record. Gene Ontology annotation, cellular component: extracellular region. Gene Ontology annotation, biological process: immune response. NCBI's taxonomy places the organism in Eukaryota, Metazoa, Chordata, Actinopteri, Salmoniformes, Salmonidae. Gene Ontology annotation, molecular function: chemokine activity.